Messenger RNA from Trichobilharzia szidati, 351 nucleotides. The record is from the annotation of a GenBank genome assembly. NCBI's taxonomy places the organism in Eukaryota, Metazoa, Platyhelminthes, Trematoda, Strigeidida, Schistosomatidae.
ACAAUCACGACUGUGGGGUUGGCACUGAAAUUUCCAUCAAUGGAUGAUAAUCAGCUGGUUGUCUUUACUACAAUAUCAUCUACCCUUUUGAUUUUAUCAACCAUCUUAAUAAUAUUUAAUGCCACCAUGCCACUAGAUACACCGAUCUUCAACAUUGUUUCAGCAAUUUUCUUUGGAUUAUUCCUAAUAUGCCUAAUAUUUGGCUUUAUGAACAACUUGGACCUGGUAGUAUGGUGGUUUUCACCGUAUCCAUCGCAAUUUGUUGAAGCUUUUAUCCUCUGGUUACUAGUGUGCUGCCUUUUCGUCAUUGUAUAUACUACUUUAAUGUUGCCUAAAAUAUGGAACAAAUAA